This is a messenger RNA of Stylonychia lemnae, 1047 nucleotides long. Lineage: Eukaryota; Ciliophora; Spirotrichea; Sporadotrichida; Oxytrichidae. The record is from the annotation of a GenBank genome assembly.
AUGGACUUGACUGAUUAAAAACUUGUAAAGCUGAUGAAUUUUGAAGGAGGAUCUUAUGAAGGAUAGUUUAAAGGUAAAAAGUUUCACGGGUUUGGGGCAUAUAGGCUUAUUAAUGGAGACUUUUACAUUGGAAAUUUCAAAAAUGGACUCAAGCAUGGCUUAGGGCUUUACAAAUUAGCUUUAGAUGUAGAAGAUUAAAAUAUAGGAGAAGUCUUUUAUAAGGGAAGCUUUAAAAAUGAUAUUAAAGAUGGUAAAGGCUAAAUGAGGAUGUUUAAUGGAGACAACUAUGAUGGAGAUUUUAAAAACAAUACGUUUCACGGGAAAGGCAAGCUGUAAUUCUAGUCAGGAGACAUUUAUGAAGGAGAUUUUAAGGAUGGAAAAUUUCAUGGAAUGGGAGUCUAUAUUUAUGAUAAUAAGCAGCAAUAUAAAGGGGAAUUUGUAAAUGGAAAGAGAGAGGGCAAAGGAGUACUCACAUCCUUAAUAGAUGAUUCAAAGUAUGUCGGGGAUUUUAUGAGAGAUUAAAAAGAUGGUGAGGGGUAUUAGGUCAUUGAAGGCAUUGAAGAGUUCACUGGAAAAUUCAGUGAAAACAAAAGGAAUGGAUUUGGCAUAUUAAAAGAUCUCAAGAAAAACCAAAUAUAUGAAGGAACGUUUGUGAAUGACUUGAAAUAGGGACAGGAUUGCCUUCUUAAAAUUCUAGUACCAUAACCCUAUGAGAUCAAAGGCACUUUUAAGAAAGGUGAACUCAUCAAUGGUUAAGCUUAGCUGCCAGAUGGAUCAAUAUAUGAAGGUGAGUUCGAUAGAUUGAUACCUCACGGGAAAGGAACAAUUAAGUAUAAAAAUGGCAAUGACUACAGAGGAUAGUUUGUUUAAGGAGUGAGAGAGGGUUAUGGAAGAUUUUUUGAUAAUAGAGAUAACUCUUUAUAUGAAGGUGACUUUAAGAGUGAUAUGUUUAACGGUAAAGGAAAGUAUACCUUCUCAGACGGUAGUAGUUUUGUUGGAAUAUUUAUAGACAAUAUUCUUGAUUCAAAGCUGAAUGAAGAGUCUUGA